AUGACAACUUUAAAUUUAAGCUACAAGGGUGAGCUGUAUGCACUGAUGUUAUCGAACGGAUUAUCUUCUACAAUUGCUGAUCUUCAAGCGGAAAUUGAGCGUGUGGCGGGUGUGCAACAAGACGCACAACGAUUGUUUCAAAAUCGUCGACGUAUUGACUGCAGUGAUGUCUCGAGACGUCUUUAUGAAGUUUGUGACAAUAUGACGCCUUUGCUUUUGAUGGCUGGUGCUUCAACAGCACAAAUUGAAAACAUGAAGGCAACGCAAAGUGCCGUACAACGGGAGAUGACGAUUCGGGAGAAUCGACGCGUUGUAAAUAUUUGGAAGCGAAAUGAAGAUAUUCAGGCACGCGACGCAGUGUCCACGAGCUACCGUUUUCAUGCUAUUGAACCCUUGGAGAAUUUUGCGGAUAAAGAGAAAGCUCAUGAGAUUUUGGAAAAGUUGGCGACUGAUCGAGGAAUUCUAGCAGUCAUGGCUAAGCACAAAUGGAGCGUUGGGGUCCUGGCAGAAAUGCCACCGGAUGGAAAAGUUGGCGUGGAUCCCGUGUGCAUACUAGGACUUAAUCAGAACAAGGGACAAAAGAUCUUGCUUCGACUGCGUACAGACGAUUUGCUUGGCUUUCGCAAAUAUUUAAGUAUCAAGAAAGUGCUUUUCCACGAGCUUUCCCACAAUGUUCAUUCGGAACACGAUAACAAGUUUUACCAACUCAUGCGCCAAGUUGAAAGGGAGUGCAGUGAGUUAGACUGGACGCAGUCUGGUGGAUCUGUAGUCGGAGGUUCUCCCGCGAUCGUAGAAGAUGAUGGCACGACUUUAAAAAAUUCAACUGGAUACCGACUAGGUGGUGGGUCAGCCCAAACAAGUCGAUUGCUGACCGACGUACCACCUGUACCGAGUUCUCAAGAACGAGAUGUACAUAUGACAAAGCAGAAAACGCCGUCUGAAGAGCAAAGUUCUGUUUACGAGCGACAGAUUGGUUCAGCGAAAGAAGAUCUAGAGAUGGAAGACACGGAAGCAGAGCAUAAAGAAGUUUGGUCGAAACAAGCUAACUCGUCUGAUGAAGUGUUAACGACCACUCCUGGUUUACACGUGAUGGCUGAUGAAGCAGUCGCAACACUGGCCAUGAGUGAUCGCGAAAAAUGCAUCUACAAAGCAGUUCGUCAUUUGAAGAUCCACUACAGCGUUGAGGCUAUUGAAAAAGCGGCCACCUUGCUCUAUAAGAUUGUUUCCAACAUUAUUUCACACCCUAAUGAUGCCAAAUUUCGGUCUAUUCGAAAGACAAAUCGACUCUUUGAAGGGCAAGUUGCAAGAUUCCCUGAGUGUUUGGACUUCUUACGUGCUCUCGGCUUUGAGGAUCAAUUCGACAAGUUUGUGCUCAUUCGCGAAGAUCCAGCACUUCUCUGGAUUGGCCGCUCGACGCUUGAAGUGCUUUUGCCCACAGCAGCGUAA
Molecule: messenger RNA, 1446 nt
Organism: Plasmopara halstedii
Lineage: Eukaryota; Oomycota; Peronosporomycetes; Peronosporales; Peronosporaceae
Product: Protein involved in sister chromatid separation and/or segregation
Exons: 7
Coding region: 1-1446 (481 amino acids)
Source: RefSeq, a predicted model, not a curated record